Messenger RNA from Wallemia mellicola CBS 633.66, 1980 nucleotides. RefSeq lists its product as hypothetical. Lineage: Eukaryota; Fungi; Basidiomycota; Wallemiomycetes; Wallemiales; Wallemiaceae. Bases 1 to 1977 code for a protein of 658 amino acids. The transcript is spliced from 2 exons. The record is from RefSeq and is a predicted model, not a curated record.
AUGAAUACAAAAUUCGGAGAGACAAAUAAAUUUAAAAAUCCUUUAAAAAUCUCCACUGAUAACCCAACAAAUAAAAUAGACAAUCUAGUCGAACGCAACAACCAAGUACUAGAGAGAGCGCGGGCGCUCGCAAAUAGUACGCCGUCUCGGACACCCUCUAGAGCAUCCUACAACCAUGCUUCUUCCCCUUUCUCACCCUCGCCUUUAUCAGCUUCAGUUACUUCAUCCAGAACAUCGUCAGCUGCACGCUCAAACUUGGAUUUACGCUCCAAGGCGAAUGCACAAGCAGUUGCAUCUAACCACCUGAGUAUCUCCAACUAUGCCCGCUCCCGUCGUGGAAACAGCCCCAGAUUGGGCGAUGACGACGGUAGCAGGAGCAGUGGAUAUAAAAGAAGGAGCAGGAUACCUCAGGAGCUCUUUGAUCAAGAUUCCCCCUCAUCGAGAAUAUCGAAAACUCGCUCAAAUUCAGUCGCAUCGCGUACUUCCAUAGAAAGCCCGGAAAGGGCAAGGCCGUCUAGUCGUAUCACAAACCGUACCAGCAUUGGCACAACAGUCACAGACAGCUUCCAACCAUUCCCAGUCACGGCGACCUCGCACACUCCUCUACCACCCUCUACGUCAUCAAAUUACAAGCGACAAGUCGUUUCUUCGCUUAAUGAUCUAGAUAAUGGACAUACACCCACAUUCAGUUCGCGUCCAAUCCGUCACAGUACAUCUACUUCUUUGGAAGGUGCACGGGACGAUAUUUUGCGAUCAUCUCGCUUCAAUAACAGACCUUCACUUGGCAGUUCCGAGUUUAGACCAGCCACCGCGAUGGCAUUUUCUUCAACGGCUGAUAGCAUGUGGUCGCCUCAAAACUAUCGUCCUGAGCUAAAGCGCGGUGCAAGUCGUUCAUCGCGUCACCUGAGGUCACAAUCCGCCCUAGACCUCUCGCCAAAACGACCAGUACCAUUAUCACGUUCCCAGAAUAGGUCCCCGUUGUUAGAAAACCACGAGGUUUUGCGUUCACCUACAAAACUCACUCCGGCAUCUUCCAAACGAUUGGAUACCCUGUCAAACUCUUUGAAAUCCCUCCAAAUGGGACUCUCACGUUUGGAUUUACAAUCCUCUGAAGAAACGGAGAAGAGCGCGAACAUGUCAGUCAAGAACAUGUCCAAAGCGUCAGAACAUAUCCACAAACUUCAUGCCCAAGCUUUAGAAUUUUUGCUCAGAGCUGAGACUGACAACACACUAUUUUCAAAUCCAGAAAACGUCGAGGACUGUCGCGCACUCCACAAUCACGCUAAAGAUGCUCAAAGAGCAGCAGACGAUCUUGUCAGAGAUUUGACUGACACUCUGGUAGGCAUGUCUAGAUUAGUCAGGGAUCUAAAUGGCUCCCAGAGUCCAACGAAAGCCGCCAGUCACGGCAGAGCAUCCAGCGUUAGCACGUAUGCACCACAAGACGUAUCCUUUAGAACUCGCUUAGAUGGUAUACGAUCACAUCGACCAAAUAGCACAAGUCUUGAUAUCAGACGCUCAAACUUGUUCUCCAAUCCGACACCUUCUCCUUUAAACGAUCGCACGCCAAGUUUGGGAUACCGUCCACGUAGCACUUAUCUCUCGAAUCACAACAGAUCUAUGUCAGGAAGUUCAACAAACACAAUUAAAAACUCUUAUGACGCUGAAGUGGACACAAUACGACCAUACUCACGGGCGAUGUCUCCUGAAAAGUCACCAGUUUUUUCCAUGACGCAAAGUAGAAGAGCAUCCCGCAUCAGUUCUAUCAACGAAGGACAUCCAUCAUUUGUGAGAUCACUCGGAAAGUCAGCAACUACAGCAGUUACGAAGGAAAAUGCGCAUGGGCGUGUCAAGGAAGAUGAAUUACCGGAGAAAGAAAUGAGAAGAAGCAGCCACGUACGUUCCAAACCAUCAUUGACGAGUAUAUGGCCAUGGAAUACAACGUCAUACCAAUACAGAAGGGGCUCAUCCGAUGCCUGAAAA